UGGCGCAGAACAGGAGAAGUGUCUCCGGGAAGUCCAGAGUCGGCGCUUUUGGUAUGCUCUAGAAUAACCGCUCUUUUUAUUUUUCUCCUUUGCUUUAUUUCUAGCUGGUGACUGUAUCUAUAAUGAUUUGAUUUUUGACUCGAUCAGGUUUAGGAAGGAUCGAUUUUGUUUUCAAAACUGUUACUUUUCUAAUGCUCAAACGUAGAGAACGCGAGCAUAUUUGGAAUCGAGAUCAAGUGCUGCGUGGGAACGAAGAUCCGCGUGAGCGCACAGCAACCUUCGGAAGUCUAGGUGGUGGAACUUUUUCUCAGAAGGACUUCAUAAUGCAGAGAAGUGGCGCACUUCCUCCUGAUGAACAGCACUUGAACCACACAUCGGCCAGUCCCCCAGUCAAAAGCGCUCAUUUCGAAACUCGCUUGUUUGGAGGAAAUUCGUCUGCCUUUGCCGCUUUUUCCGGCGGCGGGACGCCGGGAAUAGACCGAGACCUGCAGCUCUUCAGAGCGGCAUCCGAAACCAGUGGGCGUGGAGCGAGGGGCGCACCAUUUUCUUCGGUUGGGGAGGAGGAUACAGCGAACCCUCUGGUGUCGGAGCAGCAAGCCUUUGGCGUGAUCAGAAACUUUCCUGUAGAUGCCCGUGACCGAGAUGAAGGUGGGAUGAUCGAUCCAGAAGAGGAUCCGGAUGGCGAAGCCUUAGUAUCUGCGCGCAUUCGCGAUCGGCAGAUGACUGUUGACACGUUACGCGAGGACGUCGACUAUCUUUUGAUGCAGGGAAACUUGGAUACUGGUCUAGCGGAAAGCAGCAAGGUGAUUGGGCGCCAGAAGUUACUUCUCCGUCGGAUUGUCCAAUAUCCAGCCCCUAGUGUUGUUGGAUUAGGGCUUCGAUUGUGGGACCUGGUCUUCUCGCGUCCGCGCUGCUUUCACGUCGUCGCGCCUUGGUUGGAGGCGCGGAACAAUCUAGUAGUAAAAGCGUCCCCGUCUGCUCCAGAAGCAACGGGAACAGCCAAGAGAGAACUGCGAGACGUCGAACUCAGACCCACUUCUAGAAGUUCGUCUUUUUCAGACAAAGAGAAGGAUCGUUUGGUCCGCUCUCUGAGUGCCUUUCUGAAACGCGAGUUGUGGAAGAAGGCUGAAGACGAACCGAUCCGUGCAACUACAAGUGAUGCGCCAGCCGAGGAAGAUCUGAUUAUGGCUGUGAACGACAAUUUCCCUGUAAAUGAAUGUAAGUUGAUUCAUUGAAGAUGAAGCUAAUCAUGCGAUGCUUUUCGCUCAUCUUCCUGUUUGAAAAGGUUAUUGCAAAUGCUUGUUCUACUCACACGCUCCUCUUCUCGUGUUUCUAAUGUCACCAUGGAUAGCAUUUCUGCGAAUGCGCCCACGCUGUUUUUGAAGCAGGUUGCUUUUUUGAAUAGCGAAGGAACUACGGAAGACUUCCCACUUCUGCAGGAGCUUCUUCAGCGCUGCUUCAUGGAGGACGAAGUGCUGCGAGGCAGAAUGCUUCUCUUGCUGGGCAGCGUGUACGGACUCUUCUUCGCAAGGCCUUUUUAUGGACACGUGAUGCCUUUUUCUUGUUUUUUUCCGAUUCCCGACAAAGAUCAUUGAUUCUAGUUUUCUCGAUCUUGUUGUUGCUCUUGCUUACACCGUUCCGCUCCUUUCUUUUUUUACUCUUUCUUUCACAUCCUGUUGCUCGCCUUCCGCGCGCUAGUUCUCGGCCACUCGCUUCGCGAUGAGUUAGAGGACGAACCGCAGUUGCGCCAAGAAAUGCUGCAAACGCUAUUGAGGCGCAUGAGACUAGAACCGCAGUUUCACGUCAUUUUGCUCGACGUCUUCUGCGAAUUCACAAACCGGGACUCUUUCCGAGUCUACCUGUGCCGAAAAACAAGCUUCUUCGAUUUUUUACUUGCCGUGUUGAACGGUCAAGUCGGCGGACCGGCGGAUGGUCGAACCGAAAUCGAAAAACUAGACGUGGUGGCAGACGUGGACGUACAGCGACGAGUGUGUAAAUUACGUCAAAAGGAUGUAAUCAAAUGGGUUUCCUUUUUCUACUUGUGUUCAUUGAAACUGAUCCGUAUAGAUAAGUAAGAAAUAACAAGGACAAAAAUUGACACACUCGUAACCCACUAGAGAUCCUCUGGCCUCUCUUCAUACAAUUGCUUGGCGCAUCUCGCAGCGGAUAGACCAACGCGGGAGCGAGCAAAAAAGAGCAACUAUCUGCAGAACAUGCUUGCUACGGCACGGGAUGGCGCAGUAGUUAUAUACCUGAGCAUGGCGCUAGACAAAUCAACGAGCGCGUUCGGGAUUUGAAAAGCAAUGAGUGAUGCUCAUCGUGGUAAGAAAACUGAAUGAAAAAUGCUACCAUAAAGUGUCACGGCGACCAGGAAAUAUAUUAUCAUCGCAAACACUACUGAAGAUGCCUUUCACUAAUUAUGUACCAGUCCAUUUGAAUCUAACUGAUGC
This is a messenger RNA of Amoebophrya sp. A25, 2450 nucleotides long. Lineage: Eukaryota; Dinophyceae; Syndiniales; Amoebophryaceae. The record is from the annotation of a GenBank genome assembly.